Clonostachys solani is the source of this 1560-nucleotide messenger RNA. The record is from the annotation of a GenBank genome assembly. NCBI's taxonomy places the organism in Eukaryota, Fungi, Ascomycota, Sordariomycetes, Hypocreales, Bionectriaceae.
AUGUCCCUCCUCAACCAAGAACGGCGGCAAUCCCCCUCACCGUCUCAACCGCAAACGCCGCAUGUUCGAGUGCCUGGGCCGCCAUUUCAACCAUCAAUACCCACGUCUGCUUCGAAUCAGCUUGACGCAGAAGGCCCUUAUUUCGUCCUUGGCCAAGACCUCACCUUUGAAGAAGCAGAUCAGUCACUCCACUAUUAUCAAACCGAGAUGCUCCCACAAUUCCCCUUUGUUCCUCUACCGGUCUGCCGAACUUCCGAAUUGUAUCAUGCGAGCCCUCUUCUCCUGAAAACUAUUCUGAGAGUUUGCCGACCUCUUGGCCCGGAGAAAGAUGCGAUAUUCGAGCGCUGGUUUCGUCAACAUGUAGUUUAUCGAAUAGCAGUACUCAUGGAAAAGAGCACAGAGCUCCUGCAGGCGAUUCUCGUUUUUGUCGCUUGGAACCCUGUGAGCUUUUAUGUUGGCGGUGGUGAAAUGAGCCUUUUGCAGUUGGCUAUUGGGAUUGUCGGAGAGCUGGGCCUGACAAAACGACCUGAUGCCUACGGUCACAAGUCUGUUUCUAUUGUUGACGAUGCUAUGUGGCUACGGAAUGAAAAACGGCCUCGGCCACCACAGCAUCGGAAUAUUGACCGCAGAGCGACACUUGGGGUGUUUUAUCUCACAUCGAUGCUGUCUAGUCUGCUAGGAAAAGUAUGCCGGCUCGAGUAUGUCAGCUAUUUCGAUGAUUGUUGUCGAGUUCUUCUUGAAGCGAAAGAAUUCGACACCGAUCGGCUGCUCGUACAUCUCAUUCGAUUACGGAAGAUAUCGCUUAAAGUUAGCGAUGUGUUCUGGGGCCGGAAUGACAGCAUCCACAACACGCAGUCUUGGAGCACACAUUCCAUGGCGACUGCUACAGUUCAGAAAGAGCUUGAGUCAUUCAUGGAAACUCUCCCAAGGCCGCUCCAGUCGAGUCAUAUCCUUCGCGUCGAUUGUGCUGCGAUCCGGAUUCGCCUUCUGGAACCUGCUAUACACAGUCCUGGCAACACUCCAGAUCCCACCCUGCUACGAUCCAGGCUGAUGUGGGAUUGCCUUUCUGCCACACAGAAAGUAUUUGACUCGUUUGUAGAAACACCUGUCGAGGAAUACUCAGCAUUCACGUUUGUGAGCAUGCUCAAUCUUGCCUUGGCCAUUGUUAAAUGCAUCAAGCUCCUUUCUGCCGUGGAUGAUCCCGACUGGGAUGUUGAGACAGCACGGCGAAGCUGUGAUCUCUAUAAGAUAUUCCUUCAGCUCAGUGACCGUUGGGUAGCUUCACGGCUUACAGGGAAGCCAAGAUGCUCACUAGUGAAAGACGGGAAACAUCUGGCGACAAAAUACGCGGAUCGUUUUAAGUGGCUUGCGGGAUGGUAUCUUUCUAAGGUUACGGCGAAUACAAGCAGCGACCCAUCCCCCAGUAUCCUCUCGGGUCCUUUUCUCGGGGACGGAGGUUUGAUGAAUCACAACGGUGAUCCGGGAAGUGAUUUUUGGGAAGAGCUUGGUGAUUGGACCUACGGGAUUGAUAUAGCAGUAAAUGACCUCGUCCGUUACUGA